This is a messenger RNA of Solanum verrucosum, 1649 nucleotides long. RefSeq names its product amino acid transporter AVT3B-like. NCBI's taxonomy places the organism in Eukaryota, Viridiplantae, Streptophyta, Magnoliopsida, Solanales, Solanaceae. Gene Ontology annotation, molecular function: amino acid transmembrane transporter activity. The coding region runs from base 207 to 1484 and encodes 425 amino acids. The transcript has a single exon. The record is from RefSeq and is a predicted model, not a curated record. Gene Ontology annotation, biological process: amino acid transmembrane transport. Gene Ontology annotation, cellular component: vacuolar membrane.
CAGCCGUCGGCAGCUUAAAGACUAGAAUAUUAAACCUGAAAACUCAUACCAAAUAUACCUUGUUUCCAAGAAGAUUCAAAAAGAGAAAGAAAAAAGAUUCAAUCUUGAUUUUUGUUCUUGUUAAUCAAGUCUUAAAGUUUUGAUUUUUAAUAUCUGGGGUUUGUGUAAAACUUUGAUUGGAUUCUUGAUUUUGGGAUAAUAAGACUAUGGGGUUCAAGAAAGAUGAAGCAAGUUCAUCUUCUCAUGUUUUGAGUAUCCCAAGAGAAGAUACACCACUUCUUGGCAAGAUUCAACAUCUUUCUUCUCCUUCCAAGACUUUUGCUAAUGUUUUCAUUGCCAUAGUUGGAGCUGGAGUUCUUGGUCUUCCUUACACCUUUAAGAGAACUGGAUGGGUUAUGGGUUCUAUCAUGCUCUUCUCAGUUGCCUUUCUUACUUACUACUGUAUGAUGCUUUUGGUCUAUUCUAGGCGUAAGGUUGAAUCCCACAUCAAAGCUGCAAAAAUUUCAUCUUUUGGUGAUUUGGGGUUUGCUGUGUGUGGACCUGUUGGUAGAUUGUCUGUUGAUCUUAUGAUUAUUCUAUCUCAAGCUGGUUUUUGUGUUAGUUACUUGAUUUUUGUGGCUAAUACUUUAGCAUAUUUGUUCAGCUAUUCAAUUGCAAAACCAGAUCCCAAAAUCUUGGGAUUUUCACCCAAAGCAAUGUAUAUAUGGGGCUGUUUCCCAUUUCAGUUGGGGUUGAAUUCAGUUCCCACACUGACCCUUUUAGCCCCUUUGAGUAUUUUUGCUGAUAUUGUUGAAUUAGGAGCUAUGGGUGUAGUGAUGGUUGAGGAUGUGAUGAUUUACCUCCAGAACAGGCCUGUUCUUGAAAUGUUUGGUGGGUUCAAUGUGUUUUUCUAUGGACUUGGUGUGGCUGUGUAUGCUUUUGAAGGGAUUGGUAUGGUUUUGCCUUUGGAAUCAGAGACAAGAGACAAGGACAAGUUUGGGAAAAUCUUGGGAUUGGCAAUGGGCUUCAUAUCUUUGUUGUUUGGUGCUUUUGGAGUAUUGGGCUACUUUGCAUUUGGGGAAGACACUAAAGAUAUAAUCACUACUAAUCUUGGGCAGGGAUUGCUCAGCACCUUUGUUCAACUUGGCCUUUGCAUAAACCUGUUUUUCACUUUCCCCCUUAUGAUGAAUCCAGUCUAUGAAGUAAUGGAAAGGAGAUUCUGGGAAGGCAGGUACUGUGUGUGGUUGAGAUGGCUUAUGGUUUUAGCAGUGACUUUUGUUGCAUUGGCGGUGCCCAAUUUUGCUGAUUUCUUGUCACUUGUUGGCAGCAGUGUGUGCAUUGUUUUGGGGUUUGUGUUGCCUUCUUUGUUUCACUUAAUUGUGUUCAAAGAUGAAUUGAGAUGGCAUGGUUUCGUUUUUGAUGCUGCAUUGAUUGUCAUGGGCACAAUUUUUGCUGUCUAUGGAACCUAUUCUUCCCUGAUGGAGAUAUUAGCAAAAAAAGCUUAGUUUCUUUUCCUCAUAGCAUUUCAUAAGAUGUAUAUUGAAGAGAUUGUUUUUAUUCCUAAGCAAAGGGCAAGUAAGUCCACACUUUGUUCCUACUAGUAAUUCAUUUGUUAAGCUAUUGUUUGUGAGUAUGUUGAGGGGUGUGAGGGUCAUGUUCAUGUAUGAUUG